Molecule: messenger RNA, 5314 nt
Organism: Punica granatum (pomegranate)
Lineage: Eukaryota; Viridiplantae; Streptophyta; Magnoliopsida; Myrtales; Lythraceae
Source: RefSeq, a predicted model, not a curated record
GGAAACACCAAAAUGGAGGAAGGCGACUUCAGUAGGCUGAAGGAAGUAGACGCCAGAGGUGAGUGGUGAGGGGGCGCGGGUGGUUCCGGUCUUCUCUCCCAUUUUAUCUUCUUUCUCGUCCACAUUUCCCUUCCUCUUCCCAAUCCCCUCUCUCUGUCUCCCUUCCGAUCGAUCGAACUCUCUAUCCGUCCAUGGCUUCCGUCCCGCAGCUGCUCCACUCCAAUGCUCUCUCCGCCAAGUCCUGCUCUGUCCUCCUCUCCGACCGAGGCAAAGCCAGCGGCCUCCUCCUCGUCGAUUUCGUCGGCCUUUAUUGUAAAUCCAAGCACACCAGCCGCCGCCGCCAGCUCGGCCUCUCCACCUCCCGAGCCUUCCCUCACUUCGCCGCCAAGUCCCUGCCUACUCCUGUCCGAGCUGUCCUUGAUCUCGACCGCACUGCCAGCUCCCUCGAUGACUCGUCCGCCUCUCAGUCCGGUCCCAAGCCUCAGGUUGCGAAUUUGGAGGACAUUUUAUCCGAGAGAGGAGCUUGUGGUGUAGGAUUUAUUGCAAACCUGGAUAACAAGGCCUCUCAUCAGAUCAUUAAGGAUGCUCUUGUUGCUCUCGGAUGCAUGGAGCAUCGUGGAGGAUGCGGAGCUGAUAAUGACUCUGGUGAUGGUUCGGGUGUGAUGACUUUGAUUCCAUGGGAUUUAUUCAACAGUUGGGUGACUGAGCAGGGGAUCUCUUCCUUUGAUAAGUUGCACACUGGUGUUGGAAUGGUCUUUCUCCCAAAAGAUGCUGAUCUGCUCGAUGAAGCCAAAAAAGCUAUUGUAAAUAUCUUCCAACAAGAAGGGCUAGAGGUGCUUGGAUGGAGGCCUGUUCCUGUAGAUACAUCUGUAGUUGGUUAUUAUGCAAGAGAAACCAUGCCCAACAUACAACAGGUAUUUGUUAGAGUGGUUAAAGAAGACAGCAUAGCAGAUGUUGAACGUGAACUCUACAUCUGCCGAAAAUUGAUAGAGAAGGCAGCUAGUUCAGCAAGCUGGGGAGAGGACCUUUAUAUCUGUUCCCUGUCAAAUCAAACCAUAGUUUACAAGGGAAUGCUUCGGUCAGAAGUUCUUGGUUUAUUUUAUCUAGAUCUUCAGAAAGAUUUGUACAGAUCUCCAUUUGCUAUUUAUCAUAGAAGGUAUAGCACAAAUACUAGUCCCAGAUGGCCUCUUGCUCAGCCUAUGAGGUUUCUUGGUCACAAUGGGGAGAUCAAUACUAUACAGGGUAACUUGAACUGGAUGCAAUCUCGAGAGACAUCAUUAAAAUCUCCUGUUUGGCGGGGUCGUGAAAAUGAAAUUCGUCCUUUUGGUAACCCAAAGGCAUCUGAUUCUGCAAACCUUGACAGUGCAGCAGAAUUGUUGAUCAGAAGUGGUCGAGCUCCAGAGGAAGCUCUGAUGAUUCUUGUUCCAGAAGCAUAUAAGAAUCAUCCCACUUUAAUGAUAAAAUAUCCUGAGGUGGUUGAAUUUUACGAAUACUACAAGGGUCAGAUGGAGACUUGGGAUGGACCAGCCCUGCUAUUGUUCAGUGAUGGCAAAACAGUUGGGGCUUGUCUUGAUCGGAAUGGGCUUCGUCCUGCUAGAUACUGGAAGACUUCAGAUAAUGUUGUCUAUGUUGCUUCUGAGGUCGGUGUGCUACCAAUGGACGAGUCAAAGGUUACCAUGAAAGGCCGUCUUGGUCCUGGAAUGAUGAUAACUGUUGAUCUAUCCAGUGGUCAGGUGUAUGAGAAUACAGAAGUCAAAAAGCGAGUGGCCCUGUCAAAUCCCUAUGGGAAGUGGAUAACUGAAAAUAUGCGUACCCUGAAGCCCGUUAACUUCCUCUCUGCUACAAUGAUGGAAAAUGAAUCAAUCUUAAGGCACCAGCAGGCAUUUGGCUACUCCAGUGAGGAUGUCCAGAUGGUCAUUGAAUCUAUGGCUGCACAAGGAAAAGAGCCUACGUUUUGCAUGGGAGAUGAUGCUCCGUUGGCAGUGUUGUCUCAGAAAUCUCAUAUGCUUUAUGAUUACUUCAAGCAACGAUUUGCACAGGUGACAAAUCCAGCAAUUGAUCCUCUAAGAGAAGGAUUAGUUAUGUCUCUUGAAGUUAAUCUGGGGAAGCGAGGAAACAUACUGGAAGUUGGACCUGAAAAUGCUUCACAGGUCAGUUUAUCCGCAGUGCAUCCAUGCUUGCAAUUUUCCGUAAACAUAAUCAGGGAAAGAAUGAUCUUUGCCCUUUUUCCCCAGGAACCAACUCGUCCUGCAGUCCCAAUUCUUCUUGCUGUUGGGGCUGUUCAUCAGCAUCUUAUUGAAAAUGGCCUGAGAAUGUCUGCAUCUAUUGUAGCCGACACAGCUCAGUGUUUCAGUACCCAUCAAUUUGCUUGCUUAAUCGGAUAUGGGGCAAGUGCGGUCUGCCCUUAUUUGGCAUUGGAAACUUGUCGGCAGUGGCGCUUGAGUAACAAGACUGUAAAUCUGAUGCGUAAUGGUAAGAUGCCUACUGUGACAAUUGAACAGGCACAGAAGAAUUUUGUUAAGGCAGUGCAAGCUGGGCUGCUCAAAAUUCUCUCCAAAAUGGGUAUUUCAUUAUUAUCAAGCUACUGUGGUGCCCAAAUAUUUGAGAUUUAUGGGUUGGGUAAAGAUAUUGUUGACCUUGCAUUCUGUGGAAGUGUAUCCAAGAUGGGUGGAUUAACCUUCGAUGAGCUUGCAAGGGAGACUUUGUCUUUCUGGGUGAAAGCUUUCUCAGAGGAUACUGCGAAGAGACUGGAAAAUUUUGGUUUUAUUCAAUUUAGACCAGGAGGGGAGUACCAUGGAAACAACCCAGAGAUGUCAAAAUUGCUGCACAAAGCUGUUCGUCAGAAGAGUAUGAGUGCAUUUUCAGUUUACCAGCAGCAUUUGGCUAAUCGCCCUGUUAAUGUUUUACGGGAUCUUCUGGAGUUUAGAAGUGAUCGUGCGGCAAUCCCUGUGGGGAAGGUUGAACCUGCAACUUCCAUUGUCGAACGCUUCUGCACUGGAGGAAUGUCUCUUGGGGCGAUUUCAAGGGAAACUCAUGAAGCUAUUGCCAUUGCAAUGAAUAGGCUUGGAGGAAAAUCUAACUCAGGAGAAGGCGGUGAGGACCCUAUCCGCUGGAGCCCAUUGACAGAUGUUGUAGAUGGUUACUCUCCAACACUGCCACACCUGAAAGGACUACAGAAUGGGGAUACUGCUACCAGUGCUAUCAAGCAGGUUGCUUCAGGUCGCUUUGGUGUAACUCCAACUUUCUUGGUUAAUGCUGAUCAGUUAGAGAUUAAAAUUGCACAAGGUGCAAAGCCUGGUGAAGGUGGUCAAUUACCUGGAACAAAAGUCAGUGCAUAUAUUGCGAGGUUGCGAAAUUCCAAGCCUGGAGUUCCACUCAUAUCUCCACCACCACACCAUGAUAUUUAUUCCAUCGAAGACCUUGCACAAUUGAUCUUCGACCUUCAUCAGGUUAAUCCCAAUGCCAAAGUAUCAGUAAAGCUCGUGGCAGAAGCUGGAAUUGGCACAGUUGCUUCUGGGGUUGCAAAAGGGAAUGCAGAUAUCAUCCAGAUAUCCGGUCAUGAUGGUGGAACUGGAGCCAGCCCCAUAAGCUCCAUCAAGCAUGCCGGGGGCCCCUGGGAGCUUGGCUUAACAGAAACCCACCAGACACUAAUUGAAAAUGGGCUUCGAGAAAGAGUCGUUCUGCGGGUUGAUGGUGGAUUUAAGAGUGGAGUGGAUGUUAUGAUGGCUGCGGCAAUGGGUGCUGAUGAGUAUGGGUUCGGUUCUAUUGCCAUGAUUGCCACGGGAUGUGUCAUGGCUCGCAUCUGCCAUACCAACAAUUGCCCAGUUGGUGUUGCCAGUCAGAGAGAGGAGCUGCGAGCUCGGUUUCCUGGGGUGCCUGGUGAUCUUGUAAACUACUUUUUGUAUGUUGCUGAGGAGGUACGAGGGAUGUUGGCACAACUGGGUUAUGAGAAGUUAGAUGAUGUAAUUGGAAGGACAGAUUUGUUAAAACCUCGGGACAUCUCACUAGUGAAAACUCAGCACCUUGAUCUGAGUUAUCUUCUCUCAAAUGCGGGGAUGCCAAAAUGGAGCAGUACUGAGAUCAGGAAACAGGUGGUUCAUACUAAUGGUCCUGUCCUCGAUGAUGUUAUACUGGCAGAUCCAGAGAUAUCGGAUGCUAUAGAGAAUGAAAAGGUCAUUCAUAAGACAUUACAAAUAUACAAUGUGGAUCGUGCAGUCUGUGGUCGUAUAGCUGGUGUAGUUGCCAAGAGAUAUGGAGACACUGGUUUUGCAGGACAGCUGAACAUAACAUUCACUGGGAGUGCUGGGCAGUCAUUUGCAUGCUUUUUAACUCCUGGAAUGAAUAUCCGUCUUGUAGGAGAGGCUAACGACUAUGUGGGAAAGGGCAUGGCAGGUGGAGAGUUGGUAGUGACUCCUGUUGAUGAGACUGGUUUUUGCCCUGAGGAGGCAACGAUAGUAGGGAACACUUGUUUGUAUGGUGCUACGGGUGGUCAGGUAUUUGUUAGAGGGAAAGCAGGGGAGCGAUUUGCUGUAAGGAACUCUCUCGCUCAAGCGGUAGUUGAAGGUACUGGAGACCACUGUUGUGAGUACAUGACUGGAGGCUGUGUUGUAGUCCUCGGAAAAGUUGGUAGAAACGUGGCUGCUGGAAUGACAGGAGGUUUAGCCUACAUUCUCGAUGACGAUGACACUCUUAUCCCCAAGGUCAACAAAGAGAUUGUGAAGAUCCAGAGGGUGACAGCACCAGUGGGUCAGAUGCAGCUGAAGAGCCUCAUCGAGGCCCACGUCGAAAAAACCGGAAGCACUAAGGGCGCCAAAAUCCUCCAGGAGUGGGACAAGUAUCUACCACUCUUCUGGCAAUUCGUUCCCCCGAGUGAAGAAGAUACUCCUGAGGCCUGUGCCGAGUACCAGACAACAGAUGCUGAUCAGGUCACCCUGCAAUCUGCUUAGGACUCCGGUACGAUCUCUGAGAGUUGCAGCAUCAUCCAUGUACAGUCUUAGAAAUUCCAAGUCGAUCGAACAUUGCUUCAUGCUCUUAUGAGUCGGGAACGCUGCCUGCUUAGGGAAGAUUGUAUCUCCUAUUCGGUCAAAACCCGAGCGCUUCCAUUGAGAAAGCAAUGACAACCUCUGCCAGAUGUUAGGAAGUUUGUACAGCAAACAUCGCAGAACAAAAAGAAAAAAAAAAGGACCAUUACGAUAGAUCCAAAACUGUAGGUUCGCCAGUGCUUGUCAUCGAACAUUCCCCGUCUUAUUCAAUUGAACCUUUUGUUACGUAACCGAAUAAUGUUGUUGUAUUCGAGCUUCCAGUUUCCGUGCCU